AUGCUAUUCCAAUUUAGCAAUAGCUUAUUUAAAAAAAAUGAUUAUGAAACAGUUAUUCAAUAUACUACUAAAUCAAUAAAGCUUGAUGAAAAUUUCAAAAAACCAUAUUUAAAUAGAAUUAUAGCAUUCGAAAAAACUGAAAGAGAAGAAGAUGCUUUAGAAGAUUUGAAAGCAUUAGAAAAAAUUGAUCCUAAUGACAAAGAUUUAAAAGCAAGAAUAUAUUAAAUGAGUAAAUUUGGUCUAAGCUUAGAUAGUUUUAAAUUAAAUUAAAAUGAUAAUGGUUCAUAUAAUAUAUCUUUUAAUAAAUGA
Molecule: messenger RNA, 309 nt
Organism: Ichthyophthirius multifiliis
Lineage: Eukaryota; Ciliophora; Oligohymenophorea; Hymenostomatida
Exons: 3
Molecular function (GO): protein binding
Source: RefSeq, a predicted model, not a curated record